AUGCGGAUCACAAUCACAGACUCAAGAGCCAUCCCCAAUGCAGGCCUGGACACAGACCACAGGCCAAUCAUCACAACGUUGACCACCAAGAAAGAAAGAAAACCAAAAAAACAUAAAAGACAGCAAGAGAGACUAAAUAUGCAUAAACUUGGAGGCGAUCAGGUGCAGGCUCAGAUCAGAAGCACGUUAAAUGACAAACUAGGCUCUAUCAACUCUACAAUACUAACCGUAGAGGAAGCUUGGGGUACCUUCAAAACAACUCUCCUGGACACAAUGAAAGAAAUCUGUGGUACCAAGAAAACAAGAGGAAAACACAGAAAAGCAACAGCCUGGUGGAACGAAGAAGUUAAAGAUGCUAUCAAGGAGAAAAAGAGACUGUAUAAUGUAUGGGUCAAGUCAAAAAACGAAGAGGACUACAUUAAAUAUAGACUUGCAAGAAGACACAGUAAGAAAGUCGUUAUAACAUCAAAAGAAAAGUCAUGGACCCAGUAUGGCGAAAAACUAAGUGAAACCUGCAAGACCUCACCGAGAGAGUUCUACAAGAAGGUAAAGACAAUGAGAACGAGAGACGAACCCUAUGUACCAACCACUGUCAUCAACGAUACUAAUGGAGAAGCUCUGCACGAAGAAAAAGAUGGGAAGAAUAUUUUCAAGAACUACUAA
Messenger RNA from Aplysia californica (California sea hare), 663 nucleotides. RefSeq lists its product as uncharacterized. Bases 1 to 663 code for a protein of 220 amino acids. The transcript has a single exon. NCBI's taxonomy places the organism in Eukaryota, Metazoa, Mollusca, Gastropoda, Aplysiida, Aplysiidae. The record is from RefSeq and is a predicted model, not a curated record.